Messenger RNA from Prunus armeniaca (apricot), 471 nucleotides. Lineage: Eukaryota; Viridiplantae; Streptophyta; Magnoliopsida; Rosales; Rosaceae. The record is from the annotation of a GenBank genome assembly.
AUGCCACAAGGGGAAAACUAUGCUAAUCCAAAGACAUGCUUCUUCCAUGUUCUUUUCAAGGCUGGGGCGUUGGCUUUUUACAUACUUUCUACCCUCUUCUUUGAUAACUUUGUCAUCAUUUUUGUUGUGACUGUUCUUCUUGCUGCUCUUGAUUUCUGGGUAGUUAAGAAUGUGAGUGGACGCAUUUUAGUUGGUUUGAGGUGGUGGAAUGAAAUAAAUGAUCUUGGUGAGAGCGUGUGGAAAUUUGAGUGCCUUGACCAAGAGUCAUUGGCUCGGAUGAACAAAAAAGAUUCAUGGCUCUUCUGGUGGACACUUUACCUCACGGCUGUUGCAUGGAUUGUGCUUGGAAUAUUUUCUCUAAUAAAGUUUCAGGCAGAUUAUCUCCUCGUUGUAGGAGUUUGUUUGACCCUCAGCAUUGCAAAUAUUGUUGGCUUUACCAAAUGCCGCAAAGGUACGGAAGCACCAAUUUGA